AUGGAUUUUCUAACGGUAAACCGCCAAGUACCUUUAUCAGUUUCGAAAAAGAGUGAGGAAUCCGAGUCCAAUGAAGAUCUCGAGGUGGAUAAUUCAAAUAGUGUGCUGCUCAAGAUUGCCACGCUAUAUGCAGAACAGUUAAUGAGUGACCUCACUUUGGAGGUAGGAGGAAGGAGGUAUCCAGCUCACAGGCUGAUCCUAUGUGCUAGCAGUGAGGUAUUUCAGGUAAUGUUGAUGAACCGUGAAUGGAGCGAGUGGCGUGAGAGUCGCAUCGUUCUACAGGAGACUCCGACGGCUGCGACCGUGUUCCCACACUUUAUCAAAUAUUUCUACACCGGACAUAUAAGGAUAUCAUAUCAGACUGUGUUGCCAGUGCUUUCUCUUGCUGAUAAAUAUAAUGUAAAGGAUCUAGUCAGUCUGUGCCUAGGAUACAUGGCACAGCACAUAGCGCAGGCAGCCAAGCGCGGACAGCUCAUUUCCUGGAUGCAGUAUACAAUGGCGUGUGGACACAAUGAAGUUGCGAAGGCGUGCCAGAACUUUGUAAAAUGGAAUUUGGAGUGGGUGUGGUCGGAUAGUGAUCUCAGCGAACUGGAAGGAGAGACAUUGGUUCAGUUGCUACAACAGAGUGAUUUAGUUCUACACAAUGAGAUGAGCCUUUACCAUUUCGUGGUUCGAUGGCUGAACCAACAGCGCGAUCGCCUUAACGCCAGUGACUUGUCCAAGGCGGAGAUGAAGGCACACUGGGAGUCACUUGUGGCAGCUGUCUUCUCACAUGUCAGGUUCCCGAUGAUGUGUCCGAACCAGCUGGCAAAACUACUGCUGUGUCCGCUCACGCAGGAGCACAAGGACUUCUUCAUGGAACGAAUGGCGAUUGCCAUGAGCUACCAGUCAGGGCAAUACGAACGUGUGGCCGAGGUCCAGCAGACAGAGGCAGGUCGCAUGCUCUUCACUCCUCGGCUUUACACUGAGGACACGUGGGGCUCAGUGCUGGCCGUGGACAACUUCCACUCCCUCCCCUGCUACCACACCAGGACGUUCAUCUUCUCCACAAGACCCUCGAUAGCAGACGUUGCGCCGCAGGACAAGCUGACGGAGUGGACGGUGGACUUGUAUCCUAAAGGCGUGUGGUUCAAGAAGAGUUUGUUGAUAGUAUGGGCGGGUACUUAUGAUGUGCCAGAGGUGGUACUCCGGACGGUGCGUAUAUCCAUCACGUGCCAGAACUGUCCCACAGGGACCCUCAACCAGUACGGAGAGGCGGAACAGCCCGAGCCAGACGUCAGGGUCAAGAUUGGUAUAUUGGUGUGGGGCGUUCAGAAAGGUGUUGAACACGUAUCCUCUGUAGUGGAACGAGUGCAUCGCUUCUCAGCUCAGAACAGGGUGCUGAACAUAGAUGGUGCGUUGGAUUUCGACGAGCUGAACACGCCGCUGUACAGCCCCGGGCCCCCUACACCCCCACCACAACCACCACCAUACAAGUGUUCGAAAUGCUCCGAGAGCAGUGAAGAGGUGGAGCCGCGCCACCUGCUGGGGCCCAACCGCGAGCAACUGCGCGUGCAGGUCAUCAUUGUACCACUCACCGACUACUGCCACGUGUCGCCGCGUUCAUAG
Messenger RNA from Arctia plantaginis, 1608 nucleotides. NCBI's taxonomy places the organism in Eukaryota, Metazoa, Arthropoda, Insecta, Lepidoptera, Erebidae. The record is from the annotation of a GenBank genome assembly.